UCGUUAGUUAAAACACGAACGCCUUACGGCAUGGACGGCACGGACGAGAAGAAGGCGGCAGCAACGGUGUCGCAGAGCGCUCACGAUGAGAUCGACUUUACCAGCGGCUUCGAGACACAAUAUCACAAGGAAUAUAGCCCGCUGAGACCGAAGAAUGUGCCGCCGCCGGACAAGCGAAAUGCCUGGUAUCGCAGCGCUUCCACGAUCAUGAUGAUCAUAUUCCUGGCGCUCGUUUUUCUGCUGGGCACCGUGAUGCUGGUGGUAAUGGUAUUUACAGCCAGUCCACUGCAGGUGUUACUCAUUGUGUGCGUCUAUGUGGUCAUAGCGGCGCUGAUGAUCUGGAUUGAAGUGAACAGCAUUAAGGUGCGGUGAUUCAAGGAACACCACGUGCUGCUCCUACGCUCAGCGCCAGUGCAAUGAAUAUUCCCAUCUAUGUGAUUUUUGAAUGGUUUAGCAAAUUUCUCGGCUCCUAAAUGUUAUUUGAAAGUUAUCAUGAAAAUAGAAAAAAA
Molecule: messenger RNA, 509 nt
Organism: Drosophila navojoa
Lineage: Eukaryota; Metazoa; Arthropoda; Insecta; Diptera; Drosophilidae
Source: RefSeq, a predicted model, not a curated record